Chenopodium quinoa (quinoa) is the source of this 2247-nucleotide messenger RNA. RefSeq lists its product as uncharacterized. The record is from RefSeq and is a predicted model, not a curated record. NCBI's taxonomy places the organism in Eukaryota, Viridiplantae, Streptophyta, Magnoliopsida, Caryophyllales, Amaranthaceae. The transcript has 4 exons. The coding region runs from base 1 to 2247 and encodes 748 amino acids.
AUGAUCAAAACUGAUAUUUAUGCUGCUAUCUUCUCUUUCUUUGAGACUGGUGUCAUUGCUAAGAAGUGGAAUUGUACAACAAUCACCUUAGUACCUAAGGUUCAGCAUCCUUCUUAUGUCAGAGAGUUUAGGCCUAUUGCUUGUUGUACCAUGUUGUACAAGCUGAUCUCCAAAGUUCUCACAAACAGGAUUUCUAAAGUGGUGGGGACUGUUAUUAAUGAUGCUCAAGCUGGGUUUAUCCCGGGUAAGCACAUUGGUGACAAUAUUCUCCUGGCUACUGAAUUGAUCAAAGGCUACUCUCAUAAGUUUGUUUCUCCUAGAUGCAUGAUCAAGAUUGACUUGAGAAAGGCCUAUGACUCUGUUGAAUGGCCAUUUUUGCAGACUGUUUUAGAAGAGCUUGGUUUUCCUCAUUCUGUUGUGAAAUGGAUUAUGACUUGUGUCUGCUCUGUUUCUUACUCUGUAAUGGUUAAUGGCUUUCCUGCUAAACCUUUUUCUGCAAAAAAAGGCCAUAGGCAAGGAGAUCCUAUGUCUCCUUUUCUUUUUGCUCUAUGUAUGGAGUACCUCUCUAGGUGCCUUAAGGAAAUGACUGGGAAUCCUAAUUUCAAUUUUCAUCCUAGAUGUGAGAAAUUAGGUAUUACCCACAUGAUGUUUGCUGAUGAUCUUCUCCUCUUCUCUAGGGCUGAUUCCAUCUCUUUUCAGCUUCUCUUGCAGGCUUUCCAGAAAUUCUCUUGUGCUUCUGGUCUGAUGGCUAAUUUAAGUAAGAGUGAGGUUUAUUUUAGAGGUAUCUCUGAUUCUGAUAAAGAUCAUCUGCAAAAUGUUCUUGGUAUGAGUAGAGGUAGUUUGCCUUUUAGAUAUCUUGGGGUGCCCUUGUCUUUUAAAAAGCUUACUAUUGCUCAGUGUAGGCCUUUGGUUGAAAGGGCUUAUUGGGCUCCGAUUUUCAUUCUUCCUAAGAAGAUUCUUAGGGAAAUUGAAACUAAGUUCAGGGUUUUUCUUUGGACUGGGAAGAACACUUAUGCAAAAAAGGCCCCUGUCUCCUGGCAUCAUAUGACUCUUCCUAAGGUUUGUGGUGGCUGGAACAUUACCUCUCUUGGUGAUUGGAAUAAAGCUGCUAUUUGCAAGGUUCUUUGGGAUCUUGCUCACAAAUCUGACAAUAUGUGGGUGAAAUGGGUGCAUACCUAUUAUUUCAAUAAUAGGAAUAUUUGGACUGCCACUAUUCCUAAGAAAUGCUUCUGGGUUUUGAAGAAAAUCUUGACUUGCAGAGAUAUUAUUGAUGAUAUUGGUGGUUGGUCCUCUAUUAUGAAAAAUAGGAAAAUGAGUAUUGCUAAACUCUAUGCCCGGAUUCGACCCCAGGCUCCUAAAGUAGGGUGGAAAAGAAUUUUUUGCAAUAACCAAGCCGUUCCUAAGAGUAUUUUCAUUACUUGGUUAACUUUGCUUGACAAACUUGCCACUAAGGAUAGAAUUGUCAAGUGGAAUGCAAGUUGUGAUCCUAUUUGCUUUUUCUGCCAGAACUCUUGUGAAUCUGUCUCUCACUUGUUCUUUUGCUGUCCAUACUCCAAGACUAUUUGGGAACAGAUUUUGAAGCUGCUUGAUGUGAAAAAAGCAGUUCAACCGUUUCACAUUGAACAUCAAUGGAUAGUUAAGAAUUGUAGGAAGUCUAGCAGCAAGGGUAGAGUAUACUCUAUGUGUUUUGCUGAGGCUAUCUACAAUAUAUGGUUGCAGAGGAAUAGUUUGAUGUUUACAGGUGUAAAGGAACAGACAGGAAGCUGCUUUUGCUUCACUGAAUUCUGGUGUUGCAGCUGUCUGUUGUUUAUGGUCUGUUCUGGUUUGAUGGCAGCUGGUCAGCAGCCUGUUUUGGUUGGUUUUGGCAGCUGGUUUCUGUUGAAUUGUUGUUGCUGCUCUGUUGCUCUUUCUGUUCUGUUGCUGUUACUGUCUUGUGCUGUUGCAGUGCUGCUUUUGUUUGUUGCUGUUGCUGUUUGUUGCUGGUGCAGUCUGUGUGCUGUUGCUGGUGUUGCUGCUGUAAUGCUGGGUUGCAGUUGUUGCUGCUGCAGUGCUGGUUCAGCUCUGUUGCUGCUGGGUGGCAGCUGGUGGUUCAGGUGUUUGCUGUUGCUGUUCCUAGCUGCUGCUGCUGCUGCUCUGGGUGGCAUCUGGUGGGUUGCUGGUGUGACUUUUGUUCUGCUUGCUACUGCUCUAGUUGUUGUUGCCUGGUUGUUGGUUUCUCGAUGUUGUUGUCCUGGGUGCUGCUGUUAG